This is a messenger RNA of Uranotaenia lowii, 1409 nucleotides long. Its product is annotated as sarcoplasmic calcium-binding protein-like. Gene Ontology annotation, molecular function: calcium ion binding. Gene Ontology annotation, cellular component: uniplex complex. The record is from RefSeq and is a predicted model, not a curated record. Gene Ontology annotation, biological process: calcium import into the mitochondrion; mitochondrial calcium ion homeostasis. Lineage: Eukaryota; Metazoa; Arthropoda; Insecta; Diptera; Culicidae. The transcript is spliced from 5 exons. The coding region runs from base 407 to 1285 and encodes 292 amino acids.
UACGGAAAUCACCCACCGGAGUGCUAAAGUGAACAAAAGAGAAUCAAGUGAUUUUGUCGUAAGAAAGUAGUGUGAACACCAAACCAAACAAGACCCACAAAAAACGCUGCUUCUGCUGUUGGAUCCUUGUCUCUCUCUCGCGACGCCGCUGCUGGCUGGGCCAAAAAGUUUCCAACUAAGACGCAUUUCCAGUUCGAACGCGAAUCGAAACGCAUCGAAGGGGAACCCUGGAAUUUGUGUGAUACGGUUAAAGAACAGUUGGUUAUUAAUUAUUCUAAUACCUUAAGACAGCUGAGAAAGUGCUGGAAUCGAGAAAACACGUGUUUGGGUGAAAGAAAAACUGAGCAGAAACUGAAUUUACUUCGCAAGCUUCGCAAAAACGUCAAACGACUAACGACAAUCCAAGAUGGCAUUUGCUGUGCUGCGAAAUUGUGUGCGAUUUUCCACACCUUCUUCAUCUUCGAUGGGCAAACGUUUGCUGGUGGAACGAAACUUGACCUCGCUUGCUACGAUCAACUCGGUUCCUCAUCAACGACAGGGAGAAACGUCACCAUUACACGUGGUAAAAUGCCAGAAAGCAUCAAUCGCGGCCAACACUCGACCAAGUUUCCUAUCAACAAACGUCAGACAAUAUUCGAAGAAAAGCAAUCGCCCGGAACGGGCCUACGAAAGUGACUCGGAUUCUGAUUCAGAUGACGAACGCAGCCCUCGGGUUGAGCGGAAGAUCAAGCAACGGCGUGAAAGGGGAACCAGUGAAUUCUGGCGCCGGAAGAUGCGCACCCUGCACGGCCUGCUGGACGUCAACAACGACGGAGUGAUUUCGUACGACGACUUUCGGCUGUUGACCGAAAAGUUCGGUUCGUUAGGCCAUCUGGAUGAUCGCGCAAAGGACGAAUUCAGGGAAAUCAUGAAAAGCACCUGGACGGAACAGUGGGGAGAAAUCACGCCGUACAAUUUGAUUACGGUGGAGCAGUAUCUGGCCGAUAUGCACCAUGUGGUCAACGAUAAGGAUUUGCGCUGGAAGGUGCACCGAUUUUUGCCUUAUCUUUACAGGGCCGUCGACAAGGAUCAUUCGGGGGCGAUUUCUCUGAAUGAAUUCAAACUAUUUUUCCGUUGUCUCGGUUUGACCGAGGAAAAUGCCGCCGUUUCGUUUGCAGUCAUCGAUAAGAAUGGUGACGGUCAGAUUACGCUGGACGAGUUCAUCAAACUGGGGCGGGAUUUCCUUCUGACCGAAAAUGAGGCUAACGCUUCGAGACUGUUCUGGGGCCCGUUGGUUGAUCAUUGAAAUUUUGAAUACACAAUGACUUUUUUUUUCUCCAAAAUCACAGCUAGAGUUAAGCAAAACAUAGCAACUUCCAUCAUUACCUCAAAAACUAAUACAUUGUGAUAAAUCGCUUGAUGACAUUUUA